Oncorhynchus kisutch (coho salmon) is the source of this 7366-nucleotide messenger RNA. RefSeq names its product phospholipid-transporting ATPase 11C. The record is from RefSeq and is a predicted model, not a curated record. Gene Ontology annotation, molecular function: ATPase-coupled intramembrane lipid carrier activity; magnesium ion binding; ATP binding. Gene Ontology annotation, biological process: phospholipid translocation. NCBI's taxonomy places the organism in Eukaryota, Metazoa, Chordata, Actinopteri, Salmoniformes, Salmonidae. The transcript has 29 exons. Gene Ontology annotation, cellular component: plasma membrane; endoplasmic reticulum; recycling endosome. The coding region runs from base 565 to 3996 and encodes 1143 amino acids.
GUCAAUGGACGAGACGCUGAUGACGCUAAUGGGGGGGUAGAGUAGAAAAUAUAUAUUUGACAGGGGUUUGACUGACGGGAAAUAAGGGGGCAGUAGUAGGCGAGAAAGACCUGCGUAUGAAUCGAAAUUGAAGUUACUUUUUGUAUGUCGGUCACAUUUUUUUUUGUGACUGGUGCCGCGAGUUGAAUCGUAUGUGAUGAUUAAUUCGGAAAGACACAGCAACAGGGCAUAGAACUACAGGAUGUCGCGGACAGUUUCAGGUUUUUUUGGAUGGGGAAGCACGACUAGAACAGUAAAACGCAACGCGGAAAAUAUUUAAAAGGGAGAAUGCGAAUGGUUAGAAGAGAUAGAAUUCAAACAAAAUGGAAACAAUGUAGCAUCGCUGCGGCAUUCCAUAUAGCUAUAAGCACUACUAGAGUAGAAAAUAGAGAGCUAGUUAACAAAUAUAAAUGUAACGUUACUUAUUAUUUAUCAGAAAAGCUCAAACAGAGUCUGUAGUAAACUGGUUGAAAUAAAAAAUAGUUCGUUGGUGUCCCCAGCUACCAAAGAAGAAAAAACUCAAAUAUGCUACGGAGAAGACUGAACCGUUUGUUCGGUAGGGACGAGAGGAGGGUAGACAGCAGGACCAUCUACGUAGGCCACCGGCCCUGUCCCGCCACCGACGCUUUCAUCCCCCCCAAGUUCUGUGACAACAGGAUUGUCUCUUCCAAGUACACGGUGUGGAACUUCCUGCCAAAGAAUCUGUUUGAACAGUUCAGAAGAAUCGCCAAUUUCUACUUCCUCAUCAUCUUCUUGGUGCAGGUCAUUGUAGACACCCCCACCAGCCCAGUCACUAGUGGCCUGCCAUUGUUCUUCGUCAUCACAGUAACAGCCAUUAAACAGGGCUAUGAGGACUGGCUGCGGCACAAGGCAGACAAUGAGGUGAAUAAGUACCUGGUGACGGUGCUGGAGGACGGCCGGAGAACACGCAAGGAGAGCGAGAAGAUCAAGGUCGGGGAUGUGGUGGAGGUGGUGGAGGAUGAGACCUUCCCCUGUGACCUCAUCCUGCUGCAGUCCAGCCGGGAGGACGAGACCUGCUUUGUCACCACGGCCAGUCUGGACGGGGAGUCCAACCAUAAGACACACUACACAGUGCCAGACACAGAGAAGGGCCUGGAGUCUCUCAGUGCCACCGUGGAGUGCGAGCAGCCGCAGCCUGACCUCUACAAGUUUGUGGGGCGUAUGCACAUCUACAAGAAUGACCAGGAGCCUGCUGUGAGGUCUUUGGGUCCAGAGAAUCUCCUCCUGAAAGGCGCUACCUUGAAGAAUACUCAGAAGAUUUAUGGAGUGGCAGUGUACUCUGGCAUGGAAACCAAAAUGGCUCUGAACUACCAGGGGAAGUCCCAGAAGCGAUCUGUGGUGGAGAAAUCUAUCAAUGCCUUCCUGCUGGUGUACCUGUGUAUCCUGGUGAGCAAGGCCCUGGUGUGCACCACGCUCAAGUACGUGUGGCAGAGUCAACCAGGCCAGGAAGAGCCCUGGUACAACCAGAAGACGCAGAAGGAGAAAGAUGCCAACCUGUACCUGAAUAUGUUUACUGACUUCCUGUCGUUCAUGGUGCUGUUCAACUUCAUCAUCCCCGUGUCCAUGUACGUGACGGUGGAGAUGCAGAAGUUCCUGGGCUCCUUCUUCAUCUCCUGGGACAAGGACUUCUUCGACCCCGAGAUCCAGGAAGGGGCUCUGGUCAACACCUCUGACCUCAACGAGGAGCUAGGACAGGUGGAGUAUGUGUUCACGGACAAGACGGGCACUCUGACCCAGAACAGCAUGGAGUUCAUCGAGUGCUGCAUUGACGGCUUCCAGUACAAGAACCGUGACUCGAGCACCGAGCUGGACGGCUUCUGUGUCACAGAUGGACCCGUGAGCAUGCUGCAGCAGAAGGCUGGCAGGGAGGAGGAGGAGCUGUUCCUGCGGGCUCUGUGUCUGUGCCACACGGUGCAGGUCAAGGAGUCUACGGGUCAGGAGGACGGGGUUGGGGACCAGGUGGACGGUGUCCUGGGGCUGGACGGAGAGAUGGUCCACCCUGCAGAGCUCAGGGGCUUCAUCGCCUCCUCACCCGACGAGGUGGCACUGGUCAAGGGAGCCAUGAAGUAUGGUUUCACAUUCCUAGGUAUGGAGAGCAAGAACAUGAGAGUGAUGAACAGAGACAAAGAUGUUGAAACGUACGAGCUGCUUCAUGUGUUGAACUUUGACCCCGUGAGAAGGCGUAUGAGCGUAAUAGUCCGAUCCAAUUGUGGGGACAUCAUGCUGUUCUGUAAGGGGGCCGACUCCUCCAUCUUCCCCCGUGUCAGGCAGGAGGAGGUGGACAGGAUAAGCAUGCACGUGGAGCGCAAUGCUACGGAAGGCUACCGGACGUUGUGUGUGGCCUACAAGCUGCUGAGUUCUGAAGAGUACGCCCAGGCAGACGCAGGGCUGAGGGAAGCCAGGCUGGCCCUGGAUGACCGAGAGGAGAAACUCAUGGCUGUCUACAACCAGGUGGAGACUGGGAUGAGCCUGAUCGGAGCUACCGCCGUGGAGGACAGGUUGCAGGAGGAGGCAGCGGAGACUAUGGAGGCCCUGCAGCGGGCUGGCAUGAAGGUGUGGGUUCUUACGGGGGACAAGAUGGAGACGGCCAAGUCCACGUGCUACGCCUGUCGGCUAUUCCAGAGGGGCACAGAGCUGCUGGAACUGACGGUGCGAACCCUGGAGGACGGCGGAAGGAGGAGAGAAGAGCGCCUGCAUGAGGUGCUGUUAGACUACCACAAGAGGGCAGUGCAGGACCCUCCACCGGUUAAGACUAGGGUCACCAGGAGCUGGACUUCAGCUAAGCAGGACUACGGCUUCAUCAUAGACGGAGCCACUCUGUCCUUAGUGUUCAACUCCUCUCCUGACUCCAGCCACUACAAGAGUCUCUUCCUCCAGAUCUGUCAGAACUGUACCACUGUUCUGUGCUGCCGUAUGGCUCCCCUACAGAAGGCCCAGAUCGUGAACAUGGUGAAGAACUCCAAAGGCAGCCCCAUCACCCUCUCCAUCGGAGAUGGCGCCAACGAUGUCAGUAUGAUUCUGGAGGCACACAUUGGCAUCGGUAUAAAAGGUAAAGAGGGUCGCCAGGCAGUGAGGAACAGUGACUAUGCCAUCCCUAAACUCAAGCACCUGAAGAAACUGUUACUGGGACACGGGCACCUCUACUACGUUCGGAUCGCCCACCUGGUGCAAUACUUCUUCUACAAGAACCUCUGCUUCAUCUUACCUCAGUUCUUGUACCAGUUUUUCUGUGGAUCUUCCCAGCAACCCCUCUACGACGCAGCCUAUCUGACGAUGUACAACAUCUGUUUCACCUCCAUGCCUAUCCUGGCCUACAGCCUCUUGGAGCAGCACAUCUGUAUGGAGGUCCUGAUGAGCAACGCUACCCUCUACAGGGACGUAGCAAAGAACGCCAUGUUGCGUUGGAGCCCCUUCCUGUACUGGACCCUACUUGGGGUCUACCAGGGCCUCCUGUUCUUCUUUGGGGUCCGCUUUCUCUUUAGUAACCCAGCCCUGCAGGACAAUGGCCAGGUGUUUGGGAAUUGGUCGUACGGAACAAUUGUUUUUACUGUCCUCGUCUUCACCGUCACGCUAAAGCUGGCUAUGGACACGCGCCAUUGGACGUGGAUCAAUCACUUUGUCAUCUGGGGCUCGCUGGCCUUCUACAUGGUCUUCAGCUUCUUCUGGGGUGGGAUCAUAUGGCCUUUCCUUCGGCAGCAGCGUCUCUACUUUGUGUUUGCUAACAUGCUGCGCUCUGUGUCGGCCUGGCUGGUCAUCAUCCUCCUCAUCCUGCUCAGCCUGCUGCCUGAGAUCCUGCUGCUGGUCCUCCGCAAGCCGCGCUGGCCCCACUCUCGACAGAAGAAGCCGUUGGUUCAGUCGGGCGAGGGGGAGACCCAGUCUUCAGCCAGGCCCCUGCUAAUGCGAACCUUUUCAGACGAGUCCAAUACUAUCCUAUGAACAGGUACCAGCCCCAACUCUGCGGCCUAGCCUUCAGAGGACGGACUCCUACAGACAUCCAGGUAAAACAAGGGGCUAAUCUCGCAUGUCUAACCCCUCGGUUAUUGCUCAUGGUCAUGGGUGUCUUGGGUUCCCCUCACUUCACCAGAAUCCUGGUUGAUGAUCACGUUCAAUCGGAGCAAACGACAUUUAAUGAUAGAUUCCAGCUGAUCUCUGUUUUCAGGGGAGGUGUGUCCAAUCAAUGUUGUCUGGGGGUAUGUUGUCAACAAUUCUACCCGGGGGGGGGCAUCCUAUCCUUUUCUUUUAAUGCUGUCGGUGUCAUGGUGUGGCUGGGUCUUGCCACCAUCCAGUGGUUGGCAAUUGGCAGGAGCAGGUUUCUGUUUAUAGAGGUGGACUGACUUCUGUGUGUGUGUUUUGUAUGUCCUCUCCAGAUCGCUGCCGUCACGCCCUUGUCCUACAAGCACCUGAAGGAGCGGGAGUAAAGGGCACAAAGGAGGAUCAACUACCCUGCGGACAGCGUCUUUCAGGAGGCCAUGGCACUCUGGCUGCCUGAACUUUUGCCUGAUCUAAAAAGAAAAUGGGAAAAGGACUCAAAGAAAACAACGUAAUAGAAAUGAUAAAAGACCCAGGGAUGACUCCAGCAGUGUUUUGAGUACCUCUGUUCCCCUGCUCCCUCCGUCCUUCCUCUUCCUGUUUCCCUCUGUAGUGCUGAUUGCUGCACCACUGGCCCAUGCAGCACAGGCCAUUUUUACCACGUUUUAACUGGACUGUGAGUUUCCAGAGUUUUUUUUUUUUCCCUAAGAAUACUACGAUUGCGGGCGGGGGGGGGGAAUGCGUACAUGGCUGCCCUGUCAGAAGUACUUCUACGGUCGGCUGUGCUCUAACAUGCAGCCACACCACUGUCCCAGAAUGAUUCAUCUGCAUGAAACUAAGUAGGCCUCAUGAAUGCCACAUUCCACUUGUUAUUUAUAUUUUUCUGCAAGGUUUGUAUUUUAUUUUUUUAAGCAAAUCUCACUCACUUUCUGAAACAAAAAUUCCACUGCGCCAGAUCCAAAUCAUCGUUUAUAAGUUGCAUGAUUCCAAUCCAGUCAAGUCCAACGCAAAGAGAGCAUAUUCACUCAGUGCAGACUGCACUGAACACAGGUUACUGGAGAUCUUCAAAAUGUCCUUGAAUACUGUGUUUAGAGCACAACCCCCUGCUGGGUUAAGUCUCUAUUUUCCCAUCUCCCCAAAGAGUGUGGUGAAUCAAAAUGACUGGUAAUGAGUUGUGCUUGCCAACAUUUCUACCUGGUUCGGUGUUUGUAGCAUGACUUGAAUCUUCCCACCUUAAGGCCGGUGAUCGUUUAAGAAAAUUCCAAAUGUAUUGAAAAUUAAUAUAUGUGCUGUAUAUCGCUUAACCUGUUUGAAUAUCUAAAGCUUGAUGCCAAAAAUGUGUCUGAGCUGGGGAGAUGCAAGUCAUGCCCAGCGCCAUCCAAAUGAUUGCAAACUAUGUUGCUGAGAGUGUUUGUGUGUGUGUGUGUGCCCAGCAGCACAAUUGUACUGGAUGGGAAUCAUGGCCUCAAAGCAACCUGUGUGUGUUACAUUGAGACACGUUUAACCAGAAUACCUGGAUCUACCUUGUACAUUUAGCAUGUGGUUGUCAUGACCUGUCCUCUAAAGGACUUCAGGAGUUCUGUGGAACACACACACACACAUGCACUAAAAGCCUAAAAUUAGUGACACAUGUCCCAUUACCAGUUAGUGUUGUUUGUCAAAGGUGGGCUGAUGUUGGUGGGUAAAGAUCCCAACUUCAGACUUUCUCUUUCUUGUCACCAUAGGUAAUGCCACUGAGGCUUUCUACCCACCUGCUACCAUAGAUGUUCCUGAAUCUCCAUUUACGAUGUCUGAGAUGGGUUUCUUACAGAAAGAUGGUUCUGACUUCUAGCGUUUAGUGCUUCAGACAUUCCAUUUCUACAUGCCAUGAUUUUCAUCACUUUUAGACACUAUGGGAAGAUGUUUUGGAACAUGUGCAAUAUUUAUUGUUCCGUGCAAUUUUUACUCACAAAUUGUAUAUUUUUAUUACGUGAAUCUUUUUGUUGUUGUAGCGAAUGAUCAGCUUUGUGCUUCUUCAGUAUGCCUGUGUUACUUCAGACCAGAUGUGUGCCCAGUGCUAACCCAUAUCAUCUGUAUCUCACACACACACACACACCCUGCAGGUAUAUCCUACCUUACACCUCUACUAUAUCCUCUCCCUCCACCGGUCUGGUCGCAGGUCAGAUCACAGAGCACCGGUUAGAUCAGUUCAGUUAUAUCCAGGCUAGGAAUGGAGCUUCUUCUAUGUCUGCCACAGAGGGAUAUGCCUGGGAGUAGGUGCCCUGUUGGCACCUCUUUAGUCUCUUACAAAAUGCCAUAAUAGGUCAUGUACAGCCCUCAUGUAGCUAUUGCAGUAUCUCCUCAUAUGAUGAUUAGCAUCACUGAUGGUUGUAGUUCCUAAGCUGAGUAUCCUUAGUCCAGAUGGGCUCCAUUCCAGCUCCUUAGUGGUUGGAGAUACUGUAAUAGCUACAUGAGGGCUGUACAUGACCUGUGACAUACUGAGCAUGUGGCAGAAUUCAAGACAUGGCUCCCAUGCCAAAUGUGAUUUACCGUACUUCCAUCAACUUCAUCUUAUUUUAUUUUGACCUUUUAUUUAACUAGGCAAGUCGGUUAAGAACAAAUUCUUAUUUUCAAUGACAGCUUAGGAACAGUGGGCUACCUGCCUGUAUCACAACACUGUACCAUCUUGUGGAGGAGAAAAUGCUAUAUUUACCUUGACUUCAAGGGUCUAGAGUUUCCAGAGGGUUGUAAUACGGGGAACUCUUUGUAACGUUUCCUUUUGAAACACUAAAGCUAUGAGGAGUAUGGACUGUGCUCAGACUAACGAAGAUGCCGUUGAACUUUCACCUACCUGGGCUCUGUGUCCUAGGUCAACGGGUAGGUGGAGAACUUUCUGUAUGUUUUAAAAAACAAAAACAAACCUUUAACAUUACAUCAGAGAUGCUAUUUUAAAAUGCUUUUUAAAAAGUAUUGGAUACUCAUGUUUUGCCUGACAGAAUAUGUAAAAAAAAAAUUUGAUUGUAUUUUAAAUGCAACCUUUUUUCCAGCCACUUUUUUUUGUAAGAAUAAUCAAAACGUCAACAAAAAAAAAGCACGAGAGGCGAAUGUGGAGAAUGACCCUGUCCGCAGGUGACUGCUGUGGUGGGGUGCCUUAGGUUCAGACGGGCACAAAAUGGGCACUUCACAUCUGGCCCCUCAGUCUCCAGCCUCGGCACUCUGAACCUCCGAUCUGAAUGUACCACUUUAAGACCAGUAUGUUCAACAGUUUUUCUGCAAUAAAACACUGUUUUGAAAACUU